This is a messenger RNA of Melanotaenia boesemani (Boeseman's rainbowfish), 2821 nucleotides long. RefSeq names its product spermine synthase (gene sms). The transcript has 11 exons. Gene Ontology annotation, biological process: spermine biosynthetic process. Gene Ontology annotation, molecular function: spermine synthase activity. The record is from RefSeq and is a predicted model, not a curated record. Bases 132 to 1232 code for a protein of 366 amino acids. Lineage: Eukaryota; Metazoa; Chordata; Actinopteri; Atheriniformes; Melanotaeniidae.
AUUGCAUGUUGCCGCUGCCACGAUUUGAGCCCGGCCCAGCUGCUGCAGUGGUAGCAGGGCUGUCCCUCUGUAUCUGCACAUAAUUAUUUACAGCCUGCUAUUCCAGGCAUGGAUGUCAGUUUCAGUGAGACAUGGCAGUGCGACAUUACACUCUCGACUUCAACCUCUCUACUGCAGGUAGGAAGGGUGCUAUAUUUGACUCUGCCUCGAUAGUUCCUGGCCUGCUGUCCAUAUUUCAUGAGCAGGAACUCACAGAGACUAUUCAUGACACAAAUGGGCAUGGAUACCUUGCUACAUUUAUAGGCAAGAAUGGACGGCUUGUCAUCCUGCGUGUGCACUCUCAUGGGUUGGUCACUAUCGAUCUGCAGUGUUAUGAAGAGGAUAACAUUGCACAACUAGACAAUCUUUUAAAUGCACUGGAAAAGAAGUUAAAAGUACUCUUAAAUGGCAAUAUUGCAAGGAUUAAGAAGCUUCCAGCCCUCGUACGAGGAGCAAAGGUGGACCGAUACUGGCCCACAGCUGAUGGCAGAUUGGUGGAAUAUGACAUUGACCAGGUGGUGUAUGAAGAAGAUUCUGCUUACCAAAACAUAAAGAUCUUGCACUCACAGCAGUAUGGAAAUAUCCUAGUGCUUGAUGGAGAUGUCAACUUGGCAGAGAGUGAUAUUGCCUACACCCGAGCCAUCACAGGUAAUGGGAAAGAAAAUUAUGCUGGAAAAGAGGUGCUGAUAUUGGGAGGAGGUGACGGCGGCAUCCUUGCUGAGUUGGUUAAACAAAAGCCAAAGAUGAUCACCAUGGUGGAGAUUGACCAGAAGGUCAUAGACGGGUGUAAGGUGCACAUGAGAAAAACUUGCGGCAAUACCCUUGACAACCUGAGGGGAGACUGUUACCAAAUACUAAUAGAAGACUGUGUCCCCUUGUUGAAGAAAUAUGUUCAAGAAGGGAGGACUUUUGAUUAUGUAAUUAAUGACCUCACUGCAAUCCCAAUAUCCACCGCACCAGAAGAAGACUCUACAUGGGAGUUCCUGCGUCUCAUCUUGGACCUGUCGAUCCGCAUUCUGCAUCCCAAGGGCAAAUAUUUCACACAGGGUAACAGUGUGAAUCUGACGGAGGCACUGAGUCUGUACGAGGAGCAGCUUGGAAAGCUCUCGUGUCCCGUGGACUUCCGCAAAGAGGUGGUUUGUGUACCCUCUUACCUGGAGCAAUGGGUUUUCUACACGGCAUGGAAGAAGUAAACAGCUUCAGUUUUCUGCUUAAAUUCCCAGCUGGAAUGUGAAUGUGGGAAUGCUAUUUUCAUUUCUCCUGUAGCCUGAAAGAUGUGCUCAGACUGAAAGUGACAUGAACAUAAGAAGUUUGGAUAUAUGCCGUACACGCAGUAACAAACAAAAGCAGUUGAAAAGACAGCCGCUGCAUGAGCUCAGUUCAGACUGUGGCAUUAACAAGCAUUUUGGACAGAACAUCUCCUAACUUCUGGAAGUGGAUUGUGCUGCAGGUGACCACUUGUGAUAGGAUUUCUCUUCCAGGCUCUAUUAGCAAUAAACAGGCUCAUCAUUUAUGUUUGCAAAUACCCCAAGCAUCAUGGUUUCAGCUAGCGGGUGGCACACUGCAGUUUCUGUGCCUAGUGUGCUGUAAAUAUGCUUCUUGGGUGCGGUACAUGGAACAUAGAUAUACAGUCCAUUAAAAGAACGUGGCUAUUUCUAACUCAGAUCUAAAUGCAGCCUGUUAAUCACAUCUCACUGCAUCUCAGCUGUUUUCUCAUCAGAUCUCCCAGAACACGUUAUUAUCAGGUGUGAACAGGUACACCUCACUUAAGAUGUUGGAGUUUCUUCAACUUGGCUGCAGCCCACAUCAGCAGUGCAAAUUUGUUUUUAGUGAAAAAGCAUAGACUACGAAACACUCCCACUUAUUUCAGCCAUGUUUGUGUAAAGGAGGAACAAAAAAGAAGCUAUGAAAAGUCACAUCGCGUUCAGUCUGAUCUCAUCCGAAGAGGCAUAGUGAGAGUUUUUAUCUUCCUUCAUGGUUACCCCCACUUAACCUUUCUAGUUCUCUUGUUUUACUUGUGUUUUAUCAUUGUUUGCUACAAUUUUCCAGUUGUAUUUUGUUGUGUCAGUAGAUAUGACACAUUGAUUUGCAUGUGCUCUGAAGGAACUUAGAUGUUGAUACACUGACUUCAUACACUGAUUGAGGUGUAACUUAUACCAUAAAAUGUGUUGAUUUCCCUUUUUAUGUUGAGUUUUGACCAUACAUGAGUCACUUUUAAGCCUAAUUUUGUGACUGCCGCUCAAGUGUGAUCUGAUUAUUUCAGAUUGUUAUUGAGGCAAUGUUAUCAUGCCCAAUGAGACUUAAGUACUAAAGUCCAGGUGUGUUUUUAAAAGGGAAAUAUUUCCUCCACAUAAAUGUCACCUUUCCGCUUGUGCUGUUUUUAUGUUAUGUUUUAUUAGCACCUUUGAUUUCUCCUGGUAUAUUUAUUAUAUUAGGUGCAUGUAAAGGACAGUGAAUGUAGCUUGCAUAUAUACAGUACACAGCACAUUUGAUGGACCCUGUGGGACAUUUAUUUAUUCUUUAUAGAUUCACCAAAUGCUGUUCUGUCCUCCUGCAGAUGGUUCUUUGACCAGCUACUAUUAAAAUUUUUGCGGGGAAAAUGGCUGAACUGUUUGAUUGACUAACAGUUCAAAUAGUUGUCAUCUUUUAAACAAAAAUGCCAAAAUGUGAAGAUCUACAGCUUCUUUUAUGUGGUAGUUAACUAGUACCUAAAUGUGUGUGUUUUUUUUUCUAUUUUUUAUUUUAUUAUUAAGAAAAUAAAUUGUUUCGGUUGCAACAAGUA